Molecule: messenger RNA, 161 nt
Organism: Cetraspora pellucida
Lineage: Eukaryota; Fungi; Glomeromycota; Glomeromycetes; Diversisporales; Gigasporaceae
Source: the annotation of a GenBank genome assembly
ACACGUUUAGUAAAGGAAGUAAAUUUAUUCCGUAUAGCGAGUCUCCAUAUAGCGAGUCUCCAUAUAGCGAGUCUCCGUAUAGUAAGUCUUCGUAUAGCGAAUCAAUUUCGUAUAUUGAUGACGAAUCAGAAAAUUUGACAAUCCCAGAUUUUUCUGUUUAA